AGCAGUGGGAAAAGAAAGAAAGAAAUGACACAGAAAAAGGUCGCACCAACCGUCCAGACUGUUGAAGGAAACAUGUCUCCAAGCUAUGAAGAGGCACACACAGAAUGUCCUGGUUACUACUAUGGUGAAGGAACCUUUUCCUGGGAUGACAUGAAUAUAAGACAAGUUUUUAUACGAAAGGUUUACUCGAUUGUGAUGCUGCAGCUGUUUUCAACAGUAGCAGUUAUUGCUCUCUUCACGUUCUGUGCUCCAGUGAGGAUGUACAUUCAGACACAUCCUGUUUUAUACUCCGUGUCCAAUCUUCUGUUUCUCCUCACAUAUAUCUCAUUGGCUUGCUGCGGUGGUUUGAGGAGGCAGUUUCCAUGGAAUCUUAGUCUUCUUAUAAUCUUUACUCUGAGCAUGGCUUGCAUGUUGGGUUUUAUCUCUAGUUUCUACAACACCAAGUCUGUAGUGCUGUGCAUUGGCAUCACUGCCACAGUGUGUCUGUGUGUCACUAUCUUCAGCUUUCAGAGCAAGAUUGACAUCACCUCUUUCCAAGGUCUUCUCUUCAUUCUGUGUAUGGUCAUGUUUUUCUGUGCUAUUGUCAUGGGAUUUGUGGUUCCCUUUGGCUAUGUUCCCUGGUUACAUGCGGUCUAUGCCAGCAUAGGAGCUGUGGUCUUCACUAUGUUUCUCGCUUUUGAUACACAGCUGUUGAUGGGGACCAAGCAAUAUGCAAUGAGUCCUGAAGAAUAUAUCUUUGCAACACUCAGUCUCUACCUGGAUAUUGUGUACUUGUUCACAUUCUUGCUUCAGUUGUUUGGUAAUGGGAGAUAAUGUGCCAUGGAUUUGUCGUAAUAUUGUCUGUCAUGUACAAUAUUGAUGGCUAAUGUUGAAACUGUUCUGCAACCUCAAUGUUUUUAGAACAACACAUUGCCUUUUAUUUAUAGUUAGUUUGAAAGAAAAUCAACUUUGUAAGAAUGUUUUCUCAGGUACUGAAAUAUGCACUUCAUGAGUUAUUCAAAGGUCAAAGUCAAAAACUUUUCAUGUGACUAAAUCAAUCUAUAUGCUGCACCAAAACGUAC
This is a messenger RNA of Carassius carassius (crucian carp), 1061 nucleotides long. Its product is annotated as protein lifeguard 2-like. The coding region runs from base 25 to 813 and encodes 262 amino acids. The record is from RefSeq and is a predicted model, not a curated record. Lineage: Eukaryota; Metazoa; Chordata; Actinopteri; Cypriniformes; Cyprinidae. Gene Ontology annotation, cellular component: membrane; Golgi apparatus; endoplasmic reticulum. The transcript is spliced from 12 exons. Gene Ontology annotation, biological process: negative regulation of apoptotic signaling pathway.